AUGACAGAUCAAUUAUUAGCUCCGCCGACGCACCUGUCGCCGACCGAGUCCCUGCGAUUGUCGCAAUUGGCGCCCAAAUGGCUCCGUAGCCAAGCACCCAGCAACCUCCCUUAUCCACUGUCACUCCUCACGACUUCUGAAUCCGCCGAACAAUGGCAAGCCAAUGAGAACCUCAUGGUCGCUUGUUUACGGACCAGCGACGAUGAGACUGCUUCUAUCUGUCUGGAUAAAUUGUCUCAACGUUUUGGAUCCGACAACGAGCGCGUACAGGCAUUACGUGGACUGUACGAAGAAGCGACCGCGACGGACGAGCAAGCACUGUUGAAGGUGUUAAAGAGCUAUGACGAGAUACUAGUGGAGAAGCCCGCGAACGUACCGGUUAUGAAGAGAAAGGUUGCGCUGUUGAGGGGAUUGGGCAAGCUGGACGAGGCGAUAAAGACAUUGACUGAACUGCUGGAUAGCUCGCCGAUUGACGCUGAAGCCUGGGCAGAGUUGGCCGAGCUAUACUUCUCGCAGAGCAUGCAUUCGCAGGCUGUCUUUUGCUUAGAGGAAGUCCUGCUCAUCAUGCCAAAUGCUUGGAACAUUCACGCUCGUCUUGGUGAGACGCUAUUUGUGUCCGCUAAUGCCGCCGAGGACGCUGGUGGCAAGCUUAAGCUUCUCGCAGAUGCCCAGCGCAGCUUCUGCCGUAGUAUUGAGUUGUGCGACGACUACCUCCGUGGCUACUACGGUCUCAAACUCACAUCACAACGCCUCCUGGAAGUCUUGCCAAAAGCAGGCAGCAAACCUCCAAAAGCGCAAUCAUCAGAUGCCACAGUUGGCGACCUACCGCCGCCUUCUGUGGCCUCUGUGGAAAAGCUGCGCGAACUUUCGACAAAGAAGCUCUCGGAGAUUGUCAGACGUAGCAUGAGUGGUGAGCGAGGCUGGGAUGGGUACGACCAAGCCGAAUUGAUCGCCGCCAGAGAACUUCUGGACAGAGAUGCACAGUCUGUGCAGCGAUGA
Molecule: messenger RNA, 999 nt
Organism: Aureobasidium melanogenum CBS 110374
Lineage: Eukaryota; Fungi; Ascomycota; Dothideomycetes; Dothideales; Saccotheciaceae
Product: tetratricopeptide repeat domain-containing protein
Exons: 3
Coding region: 1-999 (332 amino acids)
Biological process (GO): protein folding in endoplasmic reticulum
Cellular component (GO): EMC complex
Molecular function (GO): protein binding
Source: RefSeq, a predicted model, not a curated record